This is a messenger RNA of Dryobates pubescens (Downy woodpecker), 840 nucleotides long. It is a transcript of the gene AGPAT1, whose product is annotated as 1-acylglycerol-3-phosphate O-acyltransferase 1. Gene Ontology annotation, cellular component: membrane; endoplasmic reticulum. NCBI's taxonomy places the organism in Eukaryota, Metazoa, Chordata, Aves, Piciformes, Picidae. The transcript is spliced from 7 exons. Bases 4 to 840 code for a protein of 278 amino acids. Gene Ontology annotation, molecular function: 1-acylglycerol-3-phosphate O-acyltransferase activity. Gene Ontology annotation, biological process: phosphatidic acid biosynthetic process. The record is from RefSeq and is a predicted model, not a curated record.
GUGAUGGAGGUGGUCCUGCUCCACGGGCUGCUGCUCCUCCUCCCCUUGGCCCUGCUGCUUUACUGCUGCAGUGCCACUGUCCAGUACUUCUGCAAGGUGGCCUUCUUCAACUGCUGGAUUGUCACCUUGGCCACCCUCCUGUCCCCCCUGGCGGCCUUCCGGGGGCGUUCUGUGGAGAACAUGAAGCUGCUGCGUGCUGCGCUCCUGCCCCUCAAACACAUCUAUGGCAUCAAGAUGCAGGUGAGGGGCUCUGAGCACCUGAACAUCAAGGAGCCCUUUGUGAUGGUUUGCAACCACCAGGCUUCCCUUGACCUCCUGGGCAUGGUGGAGGUGAUUCCCGAGCGCUGCGUGCCCAUGGCCAAGAAGGAGCUGCUCUACCUGGGCACGGUGGGCUGGGCCUGCUGGCUCAGCGGCAUCAUCUUCAUCGACCGCCGCCGCAGGGCAGAGGCCAUCGAAGUCAUUUCCCGGACGGCCAGGACCAUGCUGCGGGACAACCUCCGGAUCUUGAUUUUCCCUGAAGGCACCAGGAACCAGCAGAGGUCCAUGCUGCCCUUCAAGCGUGGGGCUUUCCACCUGGCCGUGCAGGCUCAGGUUCCCAUUUUCCCCAUGGUCAUCUCCCCAUACUGGGACUUCUUCAGCUCGAAGGAGAAGAGAUUCACCUCUGGGACCUGCAGCAUCCAGAUCCUCCCCAGGGUAGAAACCCAGGGCCUGACCCCAAAGGAUGUGCCCCAGCUGGCAGAGAGGGUCUGGCAGGCCAUGGCUGACGUCCUCGCCCAGAUGGCCGCGGCUCUUUAUUCAGCAAAGCAAAGGGAAGAUGCAUCCCCUCUGGCACAUCACUGA